GCUAUUCUACAGCCCCUCCCUCAGCCCCUUGAAAUGGCUGAUUCCAAAGUCAGCCAUUCCUCAAAGCUUUUCUCUUCUCAUUUGUCUAUUGAUCAACUUGUAGAUGUCAUUGAUUUGUUAAAGAGGUCAGGGUAUCCUGAAACAAGAUGGCAAGAUCUGGGACUGAGACUAGGACUACACAAGAACACACUGGACGCCAUUGAAAGGAAUCACCCUGGUGAUGUAACUCGCUGUUUGACUGAAUGUCUGUCUAAGUGGUUACGUAAAGCAGACAAUGUAAAUAGUAAAGGAGGAGCUACCUUUGACUCACUGUCAAAUGCUCUUAGAUCAAUGGAUGAAACUGCUGUAGCUGACAAGUUAGAUGAAGAGAGAUGUAAUGCUAUGGCUACUUGUAUUUUUGACACUCAUUGCCAUAACCUCUCACAGUCUCUCUGUGAUCCAGUCAGUGUAGCAUGGAUGCUGUAUGGAGAGCGUGUGUUAGUAAAACAAGCAGUGACUAGUGUUGAAUCAGGUAGUCCAUUUAUUCCUAAACAACGUGAAGCACUGUUAGAUGCUCUGAAAGAAGUUAUUCAGUUGAAUUAUAAGAACCUGCAAACAUUGGCUAUUGUUCUUUGCAAGUUUCCUCGUAAUAUGCCACUAGGAGAAGCAAUGCACACAGACUAUGAGAAAUGUUUUCCAAGCAGUGAUGAGUUUAUUAAGGUUAAAGUUGAAGAAGGUGGUUCAAGUACUGGAACAGCUUCAUCUACUGAUUCUGUUUUAUCAACCUCCACUGUUGAAAUUCCCAUUCGUAAAAGUAUGAGUCAAGACUUCUCAUCAAUAAGAGCAUCAUAUGGUAGAAUGAUGUAUAAUGUUCGUAAAGCUAUCAGAAGUCAUCAAGUUGAUUUUGAUGAGCUAAUAGACUUCACCAUAAGCUGUAGCAGUGAUAUUGAAGAGAAGCUAGACAAAUCCUCUGAUGUAGCUAGUGUCCUCCGUGUGAUUGAGAAGAAAGAAUGCUCUCUGAUUGAUACCAGUCUUAUUUCUGCUGUUGUUGAAGAGUUCAGAGUCACUGAAGCUGAAAGAUACGUUGAAGAGUAUAGGGAGAAGUUGAGAGAAUUCUGUCGGUCUAUAUCUGUCACUCUCUGCUUGAAGGAGAAGUUUGAAGCUAAUCCUUCACUUCAAUGUGAAACAGCUACCUAUGUGUUUGACUGGAGGCCUGAUGAGAAGAAAUUGAAAGAUAUCACUGAUAUUCUUUCAAAGACAUCUGGUAGAUUUGUUAAGAUCAAGUUCAUUGAUACUGGAUACUCCAUUGUGAUCACUUGCUCCUUCCCUCACUCUCUCAUUGGAGCUCUGAUCACAAAAUUAAUUGAAAAUCUUGAUGUAUUAAUAAAGAAUUGUCUAAAGAAAUUUACGAUUGGAUGCUGUUUAAUAUGGAAAAAACAAAAAUUAGAAGAGAGGGAGCAACUGCUGGAAGAAGAUAUAGAUAUGAUUAAAGCCAAUCAAGGUGAUAUAAGUGAAGAUCCUUAUGACUUACAAGAAAAGUCAGUUAGGGUAAAGAAGAAAGAGAAGCUACUUACAGCACCUGAUUCUGGUCUACAGUCAAUUGAUACAAGUUUUGCUAUUGUUACUUCACAAGUAAAGAAAGAAAAAGAGAUAAACAAGAGAUUAGAAGAGAAACUACAAAAAGUAAAGGAAAAGCACUGCAUUCAACAUAUGUUACUGUUAACUAAUACUGGCUCAGCAUUGAGCAGGAUUAGAAGAGGAAUGAGGAUGGAGAUAGAAGAAUUGAUAUUAUAUUUAACAGCAAAAAAAUCUGAUUUGCAGGAUCAGAAUGCAGCAUUAGCAGAGAAUAAGAGAGAAAUAGAGUAUUUGCAAGAACAAAUAUCAUCAGCUAGUGUACAGUUACUUAUAAAAAGAGAAGAGAAGGAUGCCAUGAAACUUGCUAUUGAUAAAAUUCUUUCCAAUCAAGUGAAAUUAUUAUGUGAAAAAGAGGAAGUUAAGGAAAUCAUAGGAGCAAUUACUGAAAAUGAAAUAUUAUUAGCUGAAACACUCCUCUUGUAUCAGUCUUGGUUUCAUGGUGAAGUAACUAGAAAAUAUGCUGAAAUGUUGCUAGAUGAUUUUUAAAAUGUUUCAGGUGCUUUUCUUGUCAGAAUAGCUGGAAGCAAUCCAAUAAUUUAUACCAUAUCGUUUAUUUAUCAACAUAUAUAUAAUCAUGUGAUGAUUUUCCAGAAGAUCGAAAAAGGGAAGCUAAAGUUUCAUG
Molecule: messenger RNA, 2236 nt
Organism: Amphimedon queenslandica
Lineage: Eukaryota; Metazoa; Porifera; Demospongiae; Haplosclerida; Niphatidae
Exons: 15
Coding region: 34-2100 (688 amino acids)
Biological process (GO): signal transduction
Molecular function (GO): protein binding
Source: RefSeq, a predicted model, not a curated record